Messenger RNA from Komagataella phaffii GS115, 732 nucleotides. Its product is annotated as Beta 6 subunit of the 20S proteasome. NCBI's taxonomy places the organism in Eukaryota, Fungi, Ascomycota, Pichiomycetes, Pichiales, Pichiaceae. Gene Ontology annotation, cellular component: proteasome core complex. The transcript has 2 exons. The coding region runs from base 1 to 732 and encodes 243 amino acids. The record is from RefSeq and is a predicted model, not a curated record.
AUGAGUGUUACAAGUGCAGUGUCGUCUGAUUAUAAUUCAGGCGUAUCCAAUGUCCCCAUAGAACACCAGUUUAAUCCUUACUCUGACAACGGUGGUACAGUUUUGGGAAUUGCCGGAGAAGACUUUGCAAUUUUAGCAGGAGAUACCAGACAUACCACAGGCUAUUCAAUCAAUUCCAGAUAUGAGCCAAAAGUGUUCUCGGUAGGAGACGAAUUACUGAUCACUGCGAAUGGAUUCGCAGCAGAUGGAGACGCAUUGGUCAAGAGAUUCCGCAAUCAGCUAAAAUGGUAUCAUUUUGAUCAUAAAAAGAACUUGACGAUUAAAUCUGCGGCAAGAUUCAUACAACAUUUGCUAUAUGGAAAACGAUUCUUUCCUUACUAUGUGCAUACUAUCAUUGCGGGACUGGACGAAGAAGGUAAAGGAGCAGUCUACUCAUUUGAUCCUGUCGGUUCCUACGAAAGAGAACAAUGUAGAGCGGGUGGGGGUGCUGCGUCUUUGAUAAUGCCUUUCCUAGAUAAUCAAGUGAAUUUCAAGAACCAAAUGGACCCUGACUCGAAUGGAACAGCAAAGAAAGAACUGAAAUACUUAAAAUUGGACGAAGUAAUCAGUCUGGUUAGAGACGCAUUUUCAUCGGCCACUGAGAGACACAUUAACGUCGGUGACGGGCUGGAGAUCCUGAUCGUGACUAAAGAUGGCGUCAGGACUGAAUAUUAUCCUUUGAAGAAGGACUGA